GGAGAAAGUGCGGGGCGAGAGGGACGAGGCGGACGAGCCCGAGCGGCGAGCGAGGAGAGGAAUAGAACGGGGUGACCAGAGAAGAGAGAUCGAGAAAGGCGCGGGAGGAGGAGGUGUUGGUGGGAUCGAUGGCGCGCGCUGCCGUGAGAUUUCGAGCGCCGCAGGUCCAACUAAUGGCUUAAAAAGCUCAAGCUGAUACCUAGUGUGGUCGCUGAAGCCAACUGAACAAAUCUGAAGCUACUCCAUGGCGGAUGUAAAUAAGUUAGCAUGCUUCAGUUUCUUCUGAAAUUAUCCUGAGGUCUUCAUAAGUCAGCCAUUUAGAGCAAACAAUGUCAGCUUCAGAAUUCAGGAUUUCUUACCAGCAAGUAUCAUCUUCACAGCCCGCUGAGAAUAUCGGUCAGUUCAAGAUCUGCCGAUGUGGGGUGGGAGACCCUAACUUCCAGAUCAAAAAUACAUCUGAAACUGGUGGCAUUUCACCAACUACUUGUCCUAACUGUCAGAUUCUUAAGAGUGGAAAUCUACUGCUCUCAUCUAAAGGGAUCGGCUGGACAGUAUGGAAAAAGCGCUGGUUUAUACUUACAAGGACAUCAUUAGUCUUCUUCAGAAGUGAUCCCAAUGCCCCCCCUCCCAGAGGAAGUGAACCAGUUGUUACACUUGGUGGAAUUGACUUGAAUAACACUGGAAGUAUUAUAGUCAAAGAAGAAAGGAAACUUUUAACAGUGGUCUUUCCUGAUGGUCGUGAUGGACGCACUUUCACUCUUAAGCAGGCAGAAACUACAGAAGACCUAAAUGAAUGGAGAAGUGCAUUAGAGAACGCUCUGGCUCAGGCACCCAGUGCAGUGAAUACAGCUGGGCAACAUCCAAUAGUCAGGACUGACGCAACAGAACCUGUUGAAGUUGCCGUUGAACUGUGUAAGCUAUGUUUACUCUUCUCGGAAGUUGCAACGGAGGAUAACUCUGUAAUUGGCAGACCUGCAGAAUUUGCACUUGUAGAUGCUGAUGGCAGUCCAUCUUUCCUGGAGAAGGCCUUGAAGUUCAUCGAAGAUUAUGGUGUCAAGGUAGAAGGAAUCCUCCGUCAGUCUGCUGAUGUUGAAGAAGUCAAACGCAGGGUUCGGGAUUAUGAACAGGGAAAGAAUGAGUUCUCCCCAGAAGAGGAUGCACAUGUUAUUGGUGACUGUAUUAAGUACGUUCUUCGAGAGAUGCCAUCAUCUCCAGUUCCUGCAACAUGCUGCACCGCCCUGGUUAGAGCUUACCGAACUGACAAGACAAGAAGACUAGAUGCUAUGAAUAGAGUGAUAUAUGAAGUUUUCCCGGAACCAAAUCAACAGUUGUUGCAGAGGAUUCUCAAGAUGAUGCAGAUUGUUGGAUCGCACAAAGCUGUAAAUAGGAUGUCUCAAUCUGCUUUGGCGGCUUGCAUGGCACCACUUCUUCUUCGGCCUCUUCUUCUUGGUGAAUGUGAAAUUGAUAGUGACUUUAGUAUGGCUGGGGAUGGUUCAUUCCAGUUGCUUCAAGCUGCUGCUGCUGCCAACCAUGCUCAAGCUAUUGUUAUUAUUAUGCUUGAGGAAUAUGAUCAGAUAUUUGAUGAUAUAGAAGAUGGUUCCUAUUCUUCAGACGCUUAUACAGAGUCUGACAGUGGUGACAUUGACAAGGAAUAUUCGACAGACAAUGGCAUUCCUGAAGAGGAUGGUUCUUAUGAUUCUAAAGAUGACAUUGCAGAAGAUUUGGAUGAUAACACAGACGAGAAGGUUAAUAACAAUAUCUCGGGCACUGCAUGUAAUGACAAUGAUAAAGCUGUUCAACCUCCUGUGAGGGCCGUAAGAACAGAACAUGGUGUGUCAAGGGAAGGUAGUAGUAAAAUUUCUUCUCUUCUACAAGUGGAUGAUACCUCUCAAAUGGAGAGCAACAGUCCAUCCCAGUCAAAACAAGAAUCAUGUGAAUCAAAUGGGUCCACAGAUCAUAUACGAAAACCAAAUGCUCAUUCUUCAUCAUCUUCAAGAGCAAAGUUUAUGGAGAAAACAAGCAGCUCAUCUAAUGAGAGCACACGGACCUUAUGGAGCCAUACUUCAGCAAGAAAAGACAUGUCAACAGAGACUGCCUGUUACAGUGAUGAUGAUGAGGCUCAUAUUGAGAACCUUGAAAACAACAAGAGUCAACUCCAUUCUAAGAUUACAAAGGAGGUCAAGGAAAAUGCAAUCCUCCAGGGAAGUCUAGAAAGGCGAAAAGAAGCAUUACACGAGCGCCGUUUAGCACUCGAAAAAGAAGUGGAAAACUUGCGGGACCAGCUGCAGAAGGAGAGAAAUCUGAGGGCUUCAUUGGAGUCUGGGCUGAUGAAUAUGCGAAGAGGACAGGUGUCUUUCCCGUCAACAAUAGACAGCAAGACUAAGGCUGAUCUUGAGGAAGUUGCUACCGCUGAAGCUGAUAUUAUGAACUUAAAGCAAAAGGUUUCUGAUCUUCGUGGACAACUCAACAACCAGGUCCAGCUGAGUUCCACCUCAUUAUGUGAAUCAUGCAACAAGCGAAUCCUAAAUACUGACAAACUUGCCAAAGAUGAACAAAAUGCUGCCCUUUCUCCAGAGGUUAACUCCUCAGUUGAAACACCACCAAUUGUAGGGCCUAAUUCUGUACCUGGCAUGGUCUCGACUACAGACAUGGCAGAUAUUGAGCAACCAAGUAAGCAGGCCACACACAAUUCACCUUCUUCAACAGACAAGCCGGAUCACCAGAAGCAGCAACUGAGUACUAACUACAAAUGUAAUACAAGUUCAGGUGUCACAUCUACUGAGCAGGCAGGCACAAUCAACCAAAGGGCUCAAAAAGUGUUGCCUUCGAAGGGUGAAGUUGCGAAGGACAGCCAAGACGGAUCAACUAUAUCGAGGUGGAACUUUGCCCAGAGACAGUACUCAAAUAGCCCACUUAUAGGCAGGCUUCAAGGAUCCAGUGCCUAUUCAAGUACUAAAACAGAGGAAUCUGGGUCUGCACCUUCUGCAUUAGCCAAGCUGACUAGCCGACUCAACUUUUUGAAAGAAAGAAGGGCACUGCUUGCUAGUGAGAUGCAAAACUUAGAUCUAGCUCGCCCCCAGGGGCCUACAGCUCCUCCGAAAAGAGACUCCAGGUGAGAAGCAGGAUUGUAUUAUUGCAUCAUUCUUUGGCUACAAGAACCUUGUGCUAUCAAAAUGAGACGCGACUAGCUUAUGAUGGAAGAAGCCCAGAUGCAGUCUUUGAUGAUGCAGUGAUGUAUAGUCCUGGAAAAGGCUGCUGGCAGAUUAUACAGAAACCGUUGAUUGGGCAAACAUCCAUAGCUCUAGAGUAACGUGAUCUGUAAUUUGAGCAGGUUAACCGUGUUUUGACAAUGACGUUUCAUGUGCCAGUUUAGCAGCAAUAUUGACGGGUAAUCUGGUUUGUAUUAUUCUCCAAAAUCUAUAGGCCGAAGUGCUGUCGGCUGUCGCCCUACCUCUUUCGGUAGCUUGACUGCUUGUGGGAGUAGCAACGGAUCUCCUUGCUGUACAUCACCACCACCACCACUUGUCAAUUGUGAUCAAGCUUUGCAAAUAUACUAGUAUAUUCUUUAAGAUAAUGUAUGAGCUAAUGGCAAUUCAGUGCUAAAAAGAGCGACAGA
Phragmites australis (common reed) is the source of this 3616-nucleotide messenger RNA. RefSeq names its product rho GTPase-activating protein REN1-like. NCBI's taxonomy places the organism in Eukaryota, Viridiplantae, Streptophyta, Magnoliopsida, Poales, Poaceae. The record is from RefSeq and is a predicted model, not a curated record. Gene Ontology annotation, biological process: signal transduction. The transcript has 26 exons. Bases 330 to 3116 code for a protein of 928 amino acids.